This is a messenger RNA of Dentiscutata heterogama, 346 nucleotides long. Lineage: Eukaryota; Fungi; Glomeromycota; Glomeromycetes; Diversisporales; Gigasporaceae. The record is from the annotation of a GenBank genome assembly.
AUUACUGUCACGGAGGAUAAAUCAGCAGAUGCCGAAAUUGGACCUAUGAAAAAAAUUCCGAAACCAUUUUUUGGGGGCAGAUUAGGAUUCACGCAAAUAAGAGAAUUGGCAAAGUUUAUACUCACAAAUAGAUCCAAUUUCAACGUUGCAACAAUUACUUACGUGCGUGACUUUAGAAAAUUAAAAAAUUCAUCACUUUUUGCUUAUGAAAUUGAUUAUAAAAUAAUGUCAUGUCAUUUCAACAAGUCAAAUGGGAAAAUUCAGAGCAUCGGAAACUAUGUACGAGAGAACCUUUCCUUUGACAUUUCAAGGAACCUUGGUAACUGUACAGACAUGUCUAAAGCAG